Messenger RNA from Staurois parvus, 1041 nucleotides. NCBI's taxonomy places the organism in Eukaryota, Metazoa, Chordata, Amphibia, Anura, Ranidae. The record is from the annotation of a GenBank genome assembly.
GUUAGUCAUUGUAUUUCUCCACAUUUAUUUUUGAUUUCUUGCAAUAUUUCUUAUUUACCAGGACUUUAUGGAGAUGAGCCAUCAACACCAACACAGGUCACAACCACUUCUCAUUUGCAAACAACAGGACCGACUGUUACAUCAGUUUCAAUACCUGUGAGUUUACCUGUGGAAGAGACUGUGGGUCCUGUGACCGAGAAAUCCACACUGGCUAACAAUACCUCAGACCUCACAGAACAAACUGCAACAGCAGGUAGCAAUGGCAGUAUUGCAACUACGCCCCAAGUACUGCCUACAAACACAAGCAGAAAUGCCUCAGAGGACCAAAUGACUACAGAUAUCCCAGCCAGCACAAAGCAUGACACACCAGAAACAACUGUUCCAUCCAGCACACCCCAAACAACAAUGUCAGUUAACCAUACAGGUGGACCUGUAGAAAGUACCAACCAGACAACAAUACCAAAUAUUCCAGAGAUGAGUACAGAAUCUGUAGCUACUACAAUUAAUACAGAACCAAGUACUGGGAGUGAGAAAUCUACCGUGCCAAUUACGCCAACUCCCAAACCUUCUGAAACAGUGUCUAACAUAACAAGAGAAAAUACAACUUCGACUACAGUUGCUCAAAAUGACACAAUUACAACUACAGUACCAAAAAAUGAUUCGGCAGGACAACCUGAAAAAGAUAGCACAACUGUAAAAAGUACAACUGCAAAAAGUACAACAACUGCAAAAAGUACAACAACUGCUGCAACAGACAAAAAAGAAACACCCGCUUCUCCGAUCACCAAGAGCGAUAAAGAAGUUUCUAUAAAAUCAACCUCAGCCCAGACAACAUCAAACCAGGGUAACGCCGAGCAGCCAAAGGCACUUACUUCAGGAAGUGUGGCAGCAAUUACGAUAGUUGUCAUUGGUCUUGUAUUAAUAAUAUUUGGAGCAGCAGCUUUCUGGAAAAUUAGGCGUAGAUCCUACGGAAGACUACGGGAAGACCCAGAUUAUGGCUCUUUAGGAAAUUAUAACAAUCCAUUGUAUGAUGACUCUUGA